CUCUGGAGCUUCGUAUCCACCAUGAAACAUCUAUCUAACAUAUAAUGCUGUAUGUAUAAAUUGGCUGGCUUGCUUGUAGCAUCAGUCGGAUCUUAGCAAAAAACUGCGUAAUCUAUCGACGGAGAUGGCAGGUGUGGCAGUGUCAUCAUCAUGGAUGGAUCCGAAUAUCCGAAAACUGCUCUCUACCAACGUUCCUCACAUUCAGACGCUAUGGCUUUGCCUGGAUCCACCUACCAUAAUGGUAUUAUUAUAUCAUGUAUACUUCAUUAAGAUCAUUUCUUUCUGUGUAUGGACUUAUGAUUUGGUGACUGCCUUCACCACAAGAUUGAGGGAAGAGACUUCCGAUCCUGAGCCUUCAAACACCACUACUAGUAGAGGAUUACCAGAUAAUUGGAACCAUGAAGAUUGUUCCCAUUAUCUUCCUUGCCAUCUCGACAGGGGCCUUUGUUCUGCCCCAGAAUAUGUUCCAGCCAUUCCAGCCUUCAUUCGAUAGUAUCAAUAACGAGAUCGACCAACCCACUACUACAACUCUACCAAUCACCUACCGCAAAUGCUACAAGUUAACACACAUCGACCGCGGCGAGAUCAAACGUUUCAUCCCUCACGGCGGUCACGGCGGAUUCUUCUGGGAACCACUCUUAUUCGACGAAGACACCCCUCCAAGAACAUUCCAAGUAUGCGGAGACUACAAAUCCGGUUGCCCAUCCCCCGAGGGCAACGUAACCGAUGGCGGGUCUUUCUAUCUCAACUGGCUUUCCAAAGAAUGGGGUCCACUUGUGCUUAAGGCGAAUCGAGAUAAGUCUUGGUAUCUCUGGCCUAAUGAGAACAGCGAAAAUAAAGAUCCGCUGGUCCCGUUCAAGUUCCAGGCUGUAAAGGAUGACGGUGACAAGAAAGGGUUUCUGCGUAUUCGCGGUAACAAUACGCAUGGGUUCAAUGGACUUGUUAUUGUUAAGGAAUACAAUCAGAAUGCCCUUUGGAAUACGAAGGGGGAUGGGUCUAUGAAGUUUAGGUUUGAUGAGGUUGAAUGUAAGGGUGAUGAGACUCAGCAUUUGGAUGGUGAGGAGCAUGGGGAGUUGUAAUUUUACUAUUUUUUUGAAAUGCAG
Molecule: messenger RNA, 1103 nt
Organism: Aspergillus piperis CBS 112811
Lineage: Eukaryota; Fungi; Ascomycota; Eurotiomycetes; Eurotiales; Aspergillaceae
Exons: 2
Coding region: 399-1079 (226 amino acids)
Source: RefSeq, a predicted model, not a curated record